AUGUUCACAACUGUUCCAGUGAAUAAUAUGAUUCCCAUAUGGCUGAUCGUUUCUGGUGGUGUCAGCUGCUUGCGGUACACACUACAUAUUUGCUUCGGAAUAGUGGAUCGAAACAAAGGCGAUCUGCUCAAAAUACGUGCAUUCUUGGAACUCUUCUUUUGCAUAUUUUGGAUUAUUUGGUUAAUUCUUGGUACUUUCUGGACCUACAGUGUCAGCAAAAUUGUUACAUACGACAAACAAGAUGGUUCUACUUACUGUGAUCAUCUUACCUAUGUAUUGGCUUUUGUCAUUAUCACCGCCAUUUGGGUGAUUAUGGUAAUGUUUCUAGUCUCUUGCUGUUGCUGUUGUUGUAUCUGUUGUGUUGCUGCGUUGUGGCCAAACGCUCCCCCUUCUACAUCCAAAGAAAAGGAAGAAAAGGUUGAUGAGUAA
Messenger RNA from Cooperia oncophora, 429 nucleotides. NCBI's taxonomy places the organism in Eukaryota, Metazoa, Nematoda, Chromadorea, Rhabditida, Trichostrongylidae. The record is from the annotation of a GenBank genome assembly.